AUGGCCCCGGCGGCGGCGGCACCUCGCGGCCCGGCGCGGAGGGAGGCGGACACCAACUGUCACGGCGGCGGCGGCGGCGGCCGGCGGCGCGCGCGCGCGAUGCCCGGGCUGCGCCCCGCCCCCCACACCGGACACGUCCCCGGCCGCCAUAGGGCACGCGCCGCACGUGGGCCCUGGACCAUUGGUCAAACGCGCUGUCACUCAGCGCCCGCCCGCCCCCCCUUCCGCUGCCCGAGGGGCCGGUUGAUAUUGAGCGCGGCUCCGCCGGCCGAGCCCCGCGGAGAGGGGCGGGGCCGGUUCCCGUGGCGGGGGGAGGGGGAAGCGUGGCCCAGUCUGGGCCGGGCCUGUCCUGUCCCGUCCCGGGGGCCGGGGUCUGUUCCGGGGCCUGUCCCGGGGCGGGGGCCGGGGGGACGCGGGGCCUGUGUCCCGGGGGCCGGGGUCUGUUCCGGGGCCUGUCGCGGGGCGGGGGCCGGGGGGACGCGGGGCCUGUCCCGGGGCGGGGGCCGGGGGGGCGCGGGGCCUGUCCCGGGGGCGCGGGGGCCGGGGCCGAGCGGCAGCUGGCCGGGGACGCAGCCGUGUCGGUGUCGCUGGCUGCUCCGGGCAGAGCCUCCAGCGGUCCCUGGGGACGGGCUGAGCGCCCCCCUCCCCGAUUGUGGGCAGCCCGGGCCGCCGCCCCCUGCCCUGUCCCCGUGUCUGGAAAGGGACGCGAGCGCCGGGCUGGGCCUGCGGACGGCCCCCGGCCCGUGUCGGGCCAGCCGCCCCGGAGUCUCCGCCGGCCCCGGGGCCGCAGCGCGGAGCUGCGGUUGCCCAAGACCGGUGCGGCGCCGGGGGCCGCUGAUCAGUGUGUGUAACCGGGGUCGACGAGCCCCGCGUCCGCUGCUCUGCGAGCCCAGCCGGGCCUGCAGCCCCGAGGCCGCUGGCACCCCGCACACCCUGCCCAGCCUGGGCGCCGGGGCGGGGUCUUUGUGUCCUCCGCAGCCUCUAGUGGGGUGGCCUAGAGAGAUGCACCCAGCACACCUACUGAAUGUCUGACGGUGAUCAAGAUGACAAGAUGAGGACUACAGAAGAUAUGUGCACUCCACAGCCUCCGACUGUGAACACAGGGCUUUGAGGGGCCAUAUGAUUGUGACCAUGGACAAGGAUCAAGAACGAGGAACACAGGACUUGGAAAGGAAAAAGGACUGAGAUGCAGACUGGGAAAUAAGCCAGGACAUCAUGGGUUUGCUCAGGCCACAAACUCAGAUGUUGCAGAGAAUUACUGACCUACACGCCCAAGGACCCCAGACUCAGCAGCCUUUCCAAUCAUUGGAGAACUCCAUAGUCGAUGCUCCCUACACCCCUCAAUAUCCCCACCCUACUACUCCAUACCAGGGGAGAAGGAGAACUAGAGCUACUCAUACCAACUGGUGAAAACCACAGGCAGGUGCAUGUGUAGCCCCGGCUACUCCAUUGUAAUGGGUUUUACAUAGAUGAGGAGGUGUUCACUGUUUAAAACCCCAAGCAAAAAUGGAAGUGAAGUAUGGUUCACCCUGUUACAGUGUUAGUAAAAUGUUUUUAACCUUGA
Molecule: messenger RNA, 1564 nt
Organism: Caretta caretta (loggerhead turtle)
Lineage: Eukaryota; Metazoa; Chordata; Testudines; Cheloniidae
Source: RefSeq, a predicted model, not a curated record